AUGAAUAGCUUGUAUGUUAGUAUGGAGUAUCCGAAUUUGAUUGGAUGGCUUGCUUUGGGAGGAGACCCAUGUUUAGAGGGAUGGCAAGGAGUUAGUUGUGUGUUCUCAAACAUAACGUCAUUAGAUAUGAGUGACAAUCAUAUUGGAGGGGAUAUUCCAUUGUCAUUACCCUCUACCUUGAGGAACUUGUGCGUAAGCCUCAACCUUGCUUUUAUCUCUGGUUUAACAAACCUUUCUCUUGCUCGGAAUCAGUUCAGCGGAAGGAUUCCCGAUACUUUAUACUCAUUAACUCAGUUGUUAGACUUGGAUCUGUCUGGCAAUAAUUUGACUGGUCAGCUGCCUCCUUCAAUGAGAAUUUUAUCAUCUCUUACCACACUGCAUUUGCAGGACAAUAGAAUUACUGGAACCCUAAAUGUCCUACAGGAUCUCCCCUCGAGUAUCUGUAACUUUCUUGCCACCUUUCUGUCGAAUGUGGAAAACAAUCUAUUUUCUGGGCCUAUACCUGAGAAGGUGCUAGGUAUUCCAAAUUUCAGAAAAGAUGGAAAUCCAUUCAAUACAUCUAUUAUUCCUUCUCCAGCACCUGCCCUCCCUCCUUUUCCAGGCUUGCCACCUGUUGCCGAAGCACCUUUGAAGCAGGCAAAUGGGCCUUCUGCCUCAGAAACAACAAAGUCUGAAAAAUCAAAAGGAUUUUUUACAUCUAGGAGGGUCAUUUGGAUUGCUGUUACAGGGGUAGUAGUUAUUAUCAUACUGGGAGCAUGUGUUUUAAUGUCAACAUGCUACAAAGGAAGGAAAACAAAUGAAGACAUCGAGAGGCAUAAUGUUGGGGCACAUAAGAGCCGUAUAGAUGAAGCCAGCGGUAAAUCUUCAUUUGAACGAAAUAAUCAAGAGAAAGUUACCAAAGAAUCAAUUGCAAAGCUGCAAGAUCAAUACGGACCAGAUAACAGAAGACACGAAGCAUGUCCAAAGGCACAGGGUGAAUAUGAUAUGGAUUUGAAGAGAAUGGCUGCAUAUUCAAAGCAAAAGAUGGAUCAAGGGAUAAACAUAACAGGUGUGGAUCCAAAUUUUAUGCCACUGCAGCCGCUGCCACCACCUCCCACAAGCCUUCCUAUUGACAAUGUCAUUGCAAAUCCGAUUGGGCGCACGGCACAUAAAAAGAGUCAUUCGACUGAAACUUUGAACUCAUAUUCUGUAAGGAUUUUCACCAUUGGCACUCUUCAGCAGUACACAAACAGCUUUUCAGACGAAAAUUUUGUUGGUGAAGGCUCAAUUGGAAGUGUUUACAGGGCUGAGCUUCCUGGUGGAAAAGUACUGGCAGUCAAGAAGCUAAACAGUCCAGCUUCUAGGCAACUGACUGAUGAGGAAUUUCUUCAACUAGUUUCUAAUAUAUCUAAAACUCAACACGAUAACGUCGUGGAGUUUGUGGGAUAUUGUAAUGAGCAUGGGCAACGACUACUUGUUUUUGAGUAUUGCAAAAAUGGGACACUUUAUGAUGCCUUGCAUGCAGAUGAGGAAAUCCAUAGGAAACUCUCAUGGAAUGCACGCAUCCGGCUGGCACUAGGAGCUGCUAGAGCCCUCCAGUAUCUGCAUGAGGUUUGUGAACCACCUAGUGUGCAUGGGAAUUUCAAAUCUUCCAACAUUCUCCUAGAUGAUAAGCUUGUUGCACGUGUCUCAGACUGUGGUUUGGCUCCUCUGAAAUCAUCUGGCUCUGCAACUGAGGUCACUGAGUCGAGGGGAGCAAUCUCUGGUUAG
Molecule: messenger RNA, 1749 nt
Organism: Dovyalis caffra
Lineage: Eukaryota; Viridiplantae; Streptophyta; Magnoliopsida; Malpighiales; Salicaceae
Source: the annotation of a GenBank genome assembly